UUUUUUAAUGCCAUAGUCCUGGAGUCCAAGCGCUGAAGGCUGCACCAGUCCUGCAUUUUGUCAGAGGCAGCAGCAAGGACCAGCAGCAAUGGAUGACGUAUAUAAAGCAGCCGUUGAAAACUUGACGGAGGAGCAAAAGAAUGAAUUCAAAGCUGCCUUCGACAUCUUCAUCCAAGAUGCAGAGGAUGGCUGCAUCAGCACCAAGGAGUUGGGGAAGGUGAUGAGGAUGCUGGGGCAAAAUCCCACCCCUGAAGAACUGCAGGAGAUGAUUGAUGAGGUGGAUGAAGAUGGCAGUGGUACAGUGGAUUUUGAUGAGUUCUUGGUGAUGAUGGUCCGCUGCAUGAAGGAGGAGAGCAAAGGAAAAUCAGAAGAGGAGUUGGCAGAACUUUUCCGCAUGUUUGAUAAGAAUGGAGAUGGCUACAUAGACCUGGAGGAGCUGAAGUCCAUGCUGGAGUCCACUGGAGAAUCCAUCACUGAAGACGACAUCGAGGAGCUGAUGAAAGAUGGAGACAAAAACAAUGACGGCAAAAUAGAUUAUGACGAGUUCCUGGAGUUCAUGAAAGGUGUGGAGUAAAGGCUUGUGAUGGAGGCCACACAAAUACUGAAUGACCGUCUUCAGCCUGCUGCAUUAAGUCCUUAAAAUACUGUAUGCCUCUGCCAUGCAUAUCUCCAACAGGCACCCAAACUCCCACUCAUGUUUUCUUAACACAACCACAGCAAGGAUCCAAUAUUUGACAAAUUCACAAUCCGUGAACACAAUUUUUAAAUAAUUUUCUGAACUCUUUGUGUAAUGGAAUUGUAGCCCUGCUACAAAAGGUGCGAUUAAAGGGUUCCCAAACAUCUCAUCAACAUUCAUGAAAUGACUGUGUAGCUUGCACUAAUUACCGUAAAUACAGUCUCAUCCGAAA
This is a messenger RNA of Doryrhamphus excisus (bluestripe pipefish), 908 nucleotides long. Its product is annotated as troponin C, slow skeletal and cardiac muscles. Gene Ontology annotation, molecular function: calcium ion binding. Gene Ontology annotation, cellular component: myosin II complex. The record is from RefSeq and is a predicted model, not a curated record. NCBI's taxonomy places the organism in Eukaryota, Metazoa, Chordata, Actinopteri, Syngnathiformes, Syngnathidae.